CCCCUCAGGAAGAUGGCGUCCGUGACAACAGCCACAUCAGAGUGGAUCCAGUUCUUUAAAGAUGCAGGAAUCCCUCCGGGUCUGGCUAGCAAUUAUGCCGUGUCCUUUGUAGACAACAGAAUUCAAAAGAGCAUGCUGAUGGAUCUCAGUAAGGAAAUCAUGAUAGACUUGGGCAUUACAGUUAUCGGUGACAUCAUUGCCAUUCUCAAACAUGCCAAGCAUGUCUACAGACAGGAUAUGUGUAAAAUGACCAGUGAAGCCAUUUCUUCAGGCCAGACUAGCGUUCAGGCCGAGCUGAGGCGCACUGCCAAUACUCCUGCCACACGCAUGAUCGCCAAUGCCUUAAGUCGGGACUCCCCACCAAGCACGCCUGCCCACCGGCCAGACAACCGUCUCUCAGUGACUAUUUCCAACAAGGGCGCCAAAACAGCUGCCAGUCAGCCUGUAGCUGAGAACGGCUUGCCAGUGAAGCGCCGGCGAGUGACUGCAGAGAUGGAGGGUAAAUACAUCAUCAACAUGCCAAAGGGCACCACCGCCCGCAGCCGACGCAUUUUGGCCCAACAGGCCAAGAAAGCCAAGAUUUUAAAACGCACGUCUGUGUUUGAGAGGCUGGGAUCAGAGUCUAAAGCAGACUCCUCUGCAACCAAUAAGCAGGUAUCAGGAGUGUUUAGUCGCCUGGACAAAGUGAACGAUGCAGAGAAGAAAAAGACAGACAACCUUGUUUCCGAUAACGACGACAGUGAUGGUGAAGGCUCAGUAUUACAGUACGCCGGCGUCCUUAAACGACCCCCACUACCCCCCAAAAAAGAGCCUGUUGUCCAAAAAACGAAACAAUUUGCCCUGCAUCGCCAGCGGAACAAAGUAAAAAUCAUCUCAUCAGAAACCCCUCCUUCCGUUCCCUCCUCCACCUCAUCUACCCAGGAGGUGGCACCCAAAAUGAGAUUGCUGCGAAGGUUGGGGAAGGCUCCCUCAGCCCCUGUCUCCACCUCCGGUUUAUUAGCCAGCCAGUCAGCAGAGAUGCAGGAUAGUCAUGUGACCAGCAGCAAAAGCAAGGCAAGCUCUGCUGUGGCCAGCUCCAAAGUCAGCAGCAGCACAGGGUCAGGCAGGGAUUCUCACGUGGCUCAGAUGGACGCUACCACAGUAAGUGUGUUUAAGAGACUGGGGGCCAAGAACAUCUAAUGGACAAACACCACCUAAAUACUCCUCGAUUUUGAAUUUCUUACCCAGAAUAAACCCACAUUUAAUGUCAGAA
Messenger RNA from Trichomycterus rosablanca, 1252 nucleotides. RefSeq names its product chromosome 11 C19orf47 homolog (gene c11h19orf47). Gene Ontology annotation, cellular component: nucleus. The record is from RefSeq and is a predicted model, not a curated record. Bases 13 to 1179 code for a protein of 388 amino acids. Lineage: Eukaryota; Metazoa; Chordata; Actinopteri; Siluriformes; Trichomycteridae. The transcript is spliced from 8 exons.